AUGGAAACGCGAGCGCUCGUUAACUAUGCUUACCCGUGUGAUCUUCGUUCUUGCGCUCAUUGCGCUUUCUUACGCGGUUGGUUCAUCUUUAUUGUAUAUUCUGUUGUUAAGAUUUUUGCUGAUUUCAGUGUAGAUCGAAUGGAGCUUGCGGAUGUUGCGGAUGCAGAGCGAAGGCAAAGGCUCUGUAGAUCGAAUGGAGCUUGCGGAUGUUGCGGAUGCAGAGCGAAGGCAAAGGCUCGUGCGGCCAAUAACGUCCAUUUGAAUGGUGACACUUUGGAUCCUCGCGACGAUGGCAAUAUCUUUGGUCUGGAGAUAUGGAAUAAGACCGACUUGAACGUAAAUACAGAAAAUAUAGCGCGAUUUACCAAUCCCAACUUCUUGUUCCAUCGUUGCUGCGAAGAGCGUCGUCUACCUCCUGCUUGUGUGCGGAAAUGUCAUUUCAACACGUACGAAAAAGAAGCGCUCGAAGCUAUGUUUGUUGGGACCGACGAAUGUCCGAUUGAUUUCUUGCCGGAGAUGCAAUUCUGUGCAGCUCAAGGCAUGGAUCAUCGUAAGGUGGGUCUUUCUUAG
Strongylus vulgaris is the source of this 570-nucleotide messenger RNA. NCBI's taxonomy places the organism in Eukaryota, Metazoa, Nematoda, Chromadorea, Rhabditida, Strongylidae. The record is from the annotation of a GenBank genome assembly.